This is a messenger RNA of Triplophysa dalaica, 6922 nucleotides long. It is a transcript of the gene nr5a2, whose product is annotated as nuclear receptor subfamily 5, group A, member 2. The record is from RefSeq and is a predicted model, not a curated record. The transcript has 8 exons. NCBI's taxonomy places the organism in Eukaryota, Metazoa, Chordata, Actinopteri, Cypriniformes, Nemacheilidae. Gene Ontology annotation, cellular component: RNA polymerase II transcription regulator complex. Bases 2161 to 3723 code for a protein of 520 amino acids. Gene Ontology annotation, molecular function: zinc ion binding; RNA polymerase II cis-regulatory region sequence-specific DNA binding; nuclear receptor activity. Gene Ontology annotation, biological process: tissue development; regulation of transcription by RNA polymerase II; hormone-mediated signaling pathway.
GGAGGGGGGUUGAGGGGUGAGUGCCGUGUGUGAAAGUAAAGGGAGACAUGCCAGGGUGCUGGGUUCGUCAAAAAGACCUCCAUUUUUAUAAUGGAAAGUGGAUGUUUGGUACGGUCUUGGGAAAGGAUGGGAAACGUUAAAGGGAUGUAGACGAUUGCUUGGUUGGAUGACCUGUGAUUGCUGUAUGUUAUUUUUUUGCCUACAAUGUUCACUGGCUUUGAGAGUGAAUUGGGACGUGACUCCAGUAAAGAUUUGGGAAAACUGGCAUUAUUCAUGACACUAUGUAUUGCUCUUUUUACUAUAUUAUUAAUUAUUAUUUAUUGUAAUAUUCAGUAAAAUUGUGUGCCUCUUGUGUUUUUCGAACCUGGCUUAUUAUUCAGACAUGACUGGAGGGCCUUAUUGUUUUUUUUCCUGUUGACAAAUUUAUUUUUCUUGGUGACGUCCUUAUUGCAGGCGUUAUUGCCAUCUUAAAGCUAUUGAGAGGUGCAUUUUAAACCAGGAUAAGCUGUGAAUCACUUCGACGCUAUUUUAAUCAUGUUAGAGGGCUUUUUUUGUAACAGAUAAGACAUCGGUCUAGGGUUACAUUGCGGAAUACAUAAAUAAUAAUCGUAGAUUAGAUUACAAUUGGAAUAUUAAUAUUAUCAAUGUAUUAUUAUUAUUUUUAUCAUCAUCCUUAUUAUUACUAUUAUUGUUGUUAGGGUAUAGCUUUAAAGUUGAUAUAUUUCUAACACAAAUUCACAACGUCAGCCGCCUAAAAAACUUCAGUCUUUAAAACCAACAUCCAGAUCAUAAGUUUGCAAUUCCACCUCAAAAUCAUCCGACCGCAGAAAAAUAUUUUAACUUUCGUGAGUGGUCAAAUAUUUCGACAAUAAAUGCACUAAUGUGUCGGGAAACUAAAAUCCCUGAUCGAGUUUUUUUAAAGUAAGUGUGACUUUGUGUUGAUUAUCGUGCUGGUCUGUACGAUGUAAAUAUUGUGUUCAAUCAUUUUCGUUACAUCUGACCGACAACACUAUCAUGCCAUUACAUUCUUUUUAACGCGUUUUAUGCUUUUAUGACUUGACAUUAUAUCCGCACGGACAAGCUUUACAUUUAGACUACAUUUAUGUGAUCAUUUUAUUUACAGAUUCCCUCACAUAUUUUUUCCGUCAUUAAAUAUGCGCAAGAAAUGGUAAAUUAUAUAUGAAAAUUAUAUUCUUUAAAAUACACAAGGCUUCUCCUUUUCCUCGUGAAUUCAACAAUAAAAUGCCAUUGAGCAUUUAAAUAGCACAUUAUUGCCACAUAGAAUUUGAUGCCAAAUGAAUACACUUCGCAACUUUUUAUAAAUAUUACGUACAAUUUGGCAGUAUUUUUAUUUUCCAUUAAAUUAUCCAUAAAUUUGAUUAUCCCAGUAAGCCACAUUAUACAGAAAAAGAAAUUGACCCUCCAGCACACUGCAACAUACCUCCCGGUGCUCCCGUUAACGGCGCUGCGCGUCUCGUAAUGUUCAACUAUAUUGGUUUUGUUUCCGCGCUUUGAGCUUCACUGUAAGUUUUAUUAAACAGCUGUUAGACACAAGUGAACAGAGGCAGAAGCGCUGAUACUCUUACCAGACUCUGAUUGGACAAACGCGUGACGCCAGCGCACCGAUCGCAGCGAUGAUUGGUGGACGCGGUGCCAUUGCGGCGUAAACAAAGCAGCGAGGAAGGGUUUGAACUUCGCAUCGCUGACAUUAUCGCAGAUACAGCGACUCGGUGCGCGCGCGGAGGAGGGGCUCGCGCAAAGUUCCUGACAGUUCGCGCACUCUGGUUUAAAGACCGGCAUCAUAAUAGACGAAAAGACCACCCGACGAACAGAUAGAUAACGGAUAGGGGUCUUGACAGAGUUUAAUUCCUCGGCGGUCCGGAUAGGGUUAGUUUUCAGUCGCACAAUUUCUUUCCGUCACAUCGAGCUGCGUUUUGAAUUUUAUUGUUUGCGUUACGCAUCAAGCGUAUUAAAAAUGAACUGUCACAGUUGUGCGCUUGUAAAACACUAACAGAGGAAGACAGUUUAGCAUAUCCACACGCGCAGGAUUUCAUUCGGACGUUUGGACGACGUUUCUAAGACUCUCUGGUGUUCCUCUCGCGCGCAGGCGGACCACCGGACGGAGCGGCGCGUGCUCAUCCUCGGCUCAGCGGAGCUGUCAUGCUGCCUAAAGUCGAGUCAGAAUCUCUCGGACUCGCUCGGUCGCAUGGAGAACAGGGGCAUAUGCCUGGAAACAUGCAAGCCCCACAGUUUAAAAUGAUGGACUACUCCUACGAUGAAGAUUUGGACGAAAUGUGUCCAGUAUGUGGAGACAAGGUGUCUGGAUAUCACUAUGGCUUACUGACCUGUGAGAGCUGUAAGGGCUUCUUCAAGAGGACGGUGCAGAACAACAAACGUUACACAUGUAUAGAGAAUCAGAGCUGUCAGAUAGACAAGACCCAGCGGAAACGCUGCCCCUACUGCCGGUUUCAAAAGUGCCUCACUGUCGGCAUGAAACUGGAGGCCGUAAGGGCUGACCGAAUGAGGGGCGGACGCAACAAGUUCGGCCCCAUGUACAAACGAGACCGGGCCCUCAAGCAACAGAAGAAAGCCUUGAUCCGGGCCAACGGACUCAAGCUGGAAGCCAUGACGCAAGCCAUGCAAACAGUCCCAGCUGACCUCACCAUUACCUCUGCCAUUCAGAACAUCCAUUCGGCCUCCAAGGGCCUUCCACUGAGCCACCAUCAUCACCACCCCCAUCACCACCACCACCACCACCACCAUAGUUCCUCCAGCGCAGGCCUCCCGCCCGCAGACUUUGACCGAAGCCCCUUCGUCACGUCGCCGGUCAGCAUGGCCAUGCCCCCGCACGGCGGAGGCCUGCAGGGCUACCAGCCAUACGGCCACUUCCAAAGCCGCACCAUAAAAUCAGAGUACCCCGACCCUUACACAAGCUCGCCUGAGUCCCUCAUGGGCUACCCGUACGUCGAGGCCUACGCGGGUGGAUCGCCGCCGGCCUUCCCCCACCUGGUGGUGGAGCUACUGAAAUACGAGCCGGACGAACCUCAGGUGCAAGCUAAGAUUCUAGCGUACCUCCAGCAAGAACAGGCGAGCCGAGGCAAGCACGAGAAACUCAACACUUUUGGUCUCAUGUGCAAGAUGGCCGACCAGACGCUGUUCUCCAUUGUAGAAUGGGCCAGGAGCAGCAUCUUCUUCCGGGAACUGAAGGUUGACGACCAAAUGAAGCUCCUCCAAAACUGCUGGAGCGAACUUCUCAUUCUGGACCACGUUUUCCGGCAGGUGAUGCACGCCAAAGACGGCUCCAUCCUCCUCGUCACGGGGCAACAGGUGGAUUACGCCCUAAUUGCCUCCCAAGCCGGGGCCACACUCAACAACCUCCUCAGUCACGCGCAGGAGCUGGUGAGCAAACUACGUUCCCUCCAGCUGGACCAGAGGGAAUUCGUCUGCCUCAAGUUCCUGGUGCUGUUCAGCUUGGAUGUAAAGAACCUGGAGAACUUCCACCUGAUUGAGAGCGUCCAGGAACAGGUCAACGCUGCACUGUUGGACUACGUCAUGUGCAACUACCCCCAGCAGACGGACAAGUUCGGCCAGUUGCUGCUACGGUUGCCGGAGAUCCGAGCCAUCAGCCUGCAGGCGGAGGAAUAUCUGUACUACAAGCACCUGAACGGUGACGUGCCCUGUAACAAUCUACUUAUAGAGAUGCUGCACGCCAAACGUGCCUGAGGACCGCCCCCUACUCUUUACUGUCUACGCAUCGCACACACUGCUCCCAGCAUCAUCUCGAGUCCAGCGUCAUCACCAGACAUAGCCUUCGGACAAUGAAACGUGCGUACGUGAGAUUCGCACUGACUGGCUGUACUGGCACGAUUUUAAAGGAAGAGGAUGGCAAAGCGUAAAAGCGAGGGCGUAUGCAUUUCUAAAGAGAAAUGAAACGGACAAACGAAGUGUUAUAAUGACCUCUAGACCGCGGAUUUAUCAUAGUGUUGUCGAAUUCAUGAGCGUCAGUCGUUAUUUGUUCUGUGUGCAGCUGACCUUGCCAUUGAAAGGUCCAAUUUAAACUCAGACUUAAGCUGGAGGGUUUAAGAUUACAGGGAAAGGAAUGGGCUCUCUUUCAAGACGUAGACUGGUUUGCCAGCGUUGACCCACUGUUUCCAUUGAGGCCUGGACAUGUGCCCCCCCUCCCACUUGUCUGUUUAAAGGAACACAAGCUGGGCCCGAGCCAGAAUCUGAGGUUAACAGACAGCCAUCGCCUGCAUCUGCACCAUCCAAAGACUUUAUUCCAAACCCCUCACCAAAAAGUUAAUGUAUUUCUCGUUUAACAUUGGCAGUCAUUUCUUCUUUGACACUCUGCUGAUCCAAAAUAUCUCCCUCUAAAAUAAAUCAAUAAAUGGGUGAAUCUCACAGACCUGUCAAGGUCACAUUCAGUCAUUAGAUCGAACUAAAUUACAUUUUGCUUUAUACCCUAUUUUUUUUAUUUUGAGGCAUUAUGAAAAUGUUUUUAUUAAAAUAAGUCAUAUCCCCACAUUACAAUUAUACAAAUGUUAAAAAUAAACUGUAUAUAUAUAAUUCAUUUUCAUGAUUCACCAGGAAAAGUGCUCUUUAAUGUUUGCCGAUUAAAAGAAAAAAUACAAAACCCUUAAGCAAAAAGACUUAAUUAUCAUAACAAUAAUGCAACGAUUUAAAAAUGUUUUAAAAGCUCUUCUUAAAUUGGAAAAAUGACAAGUUGUUUUUAAAUACAACCUGGACCUGCACAGGCCUGUAUGAGAUUCACCUGAAAGGAUGUCUCAAUCUAAUCUAAUAGUGUCGAUUUUUUGAUUUUCAAAUAAUGACAAAACUGCAUCAAAAUGAACUGGAACUAAGCACAGAGUCAGAGCCACGAUGAAGAAAUCCCGCCUCAGUCAACACAAGACCAAAGCCUGCAGAGAACAAAGGAAUUAAAAAGAAACAACCACCCUUAACUAUCAGUAUUAAUAAUUUUUGAUGUCACAUUCAUGUGAGUCUUGCCUUAUUUCAUUUCCAUGCUAGCUAACCGUGCCGAUGUGAAUUACGAUAUGUAAAAUAAAAAGUCCAUAUCUAUAUAUAAAGUAUUAAUGUUAUACAAUUGAUAAGAAAUAAGGUGUUUACAUUCAUGUGGUCAUGUGGGAGAUAACUGUAAUGCGUUCAGUUGCAAAGCAAUGAUUUCAUAUGAAAACGAAACGAAACAAAAAAUGUUCACAAAAGACGACAUUUCCUCUCAGUUGCUUUUUUCGGUGUGUACAGUUUUCAACGUUCUUGCCCAGUACUUAAUUAUGUCGUGAGACACUAAAUCGGAGACGAAUCUCACUUAAUACUGAGUUUUGAGGAUUUUUUUUUACUUUUUUUUAUAGUGCUGGCUUAUUUCUGUGGAGUUCUCUUUUUGUAGAACCUCUUUUUACGUUCUACGUUUUAAAUGUACGUCACUGGUUAAGCUUAAUUUAUUGUGUUGGUUUCAUCCAUGUGUUCACACACAGAGGGGUGCGAUCCCGACAAAAUGUAUUUGUUUACUGUAGCACGUUUUUCAAAAUGUAGAUACAGUGAUUCACAUUAAACGACCACCGGUCCUGCCACUGUAAAAUAUGAAGAGCUGUAUUUAAAUGAUCUGGUGUGACUGACCGCUGCAUCUUUUCUAUCGUUAGAUUUCAAUGAAUGUGUUCAUCAUGGCAGUCUGUGUUCUAUACCAAAGACAGCGUCUGUCCCUUGGCUGCACUCACUUGUUGCAUCACAAUGAAUUGAUGAGAGAAUUGAUACUCUGGGACUGUCUUUGUUUUUCCUGAACGCUUCAUUUGACUGUGUUGCAUUUGAUUGGUGUUAAAGUCAACAUGAAAUGAAAACUGACCCUAUUUACUUUCUUCAUUCACGUUCCUGGUCUGGGUGUGCAUGUUCUUUCAUAUGAUCUGACACUUUUGCUGACAUCACCUAGGGCAGAAAAUAAGCAUAUCAAUGGUUUAUACAGCAUUUUAAUGUCAGCUAAUGUAACACAAGGAUUACAGCAAAUAAAUAUUUAUGGCAAAUAACAUUAGAUUUGAAAAAUGUGUUACCACAAGUUAGGUCGAGAUCCUUUUGAGUGUGAACUUCACGUAUCUCCAGAGUCCAAAUCCCAAGGCUUCUCAAAAGAUGCUGGUUUUUCAGAAGAGGAAAAUCCCACUUCAAACUCACAUUCAUAUAGUUUUGUCACUGUUCACAUUUUGAACUCCCGAUAGAUGAAAUCAAGUCCAGCACAAUUUUUUCAUUUGUAAAUGUCACAUUACAGAAGUAAAAUAGGUUACGAAUGCUGUUUCAUGUUGACUUUACAACCGUAAAACCGUGUUGAGGUGCCUGCUGCCAUUUACCUGUUUUAAAAUGACAUCACAGUGGAAAUGAUCAACACGGUGACUUGACAUCCCAUAAUAUGAGUUUAUUUAUACUACAAAAAUGUUUGAUAAAAACUCCUUGAAGGAAGUCAUCGCUAUACUCUUUCUAACCUCCCAGGUUAAAUCAAAGUAUUGAUUCUUUUACACAAAUGUGAUGUACAAAAUGUGAUGUCCAACGCUGAGCAAAGGAUGCAUGUCAUCUAACUGAAGGGUUCGUAACCUCCCAUUUGUACAUAAAGCCACAACGUCUUUAUCUGCUCUAGGAAAACUGAUUUGUAAUUUUGUCUGUCCUUGCUUCAUUUUGUGACUGUAAUGUGUGUGAUCAGACUGACAAUCUUAAGAAAUCCAGUGCCCCUCAUUCCCUUACUGUGCCAUUUUCCCCACUACAAACCAUUGGAUGUCUGCUUACCUGCUUCAUUGUUUGGAUUCUCUUAUUUUGUGCUCUGGAAGCCGCACUCAGACUCAAUCUCUGAUGUCACCUCUUGCCAUAAAGGGUUUUCAUACGAGCUCUUGGAAUCUGUCCAUCAUAUUGUAAUAAAUUACUAUUAUGCCAA